Messenger RNA from Paramecium tetraurelia, 1662 nucleotides. RefSeq lists its product as uncharacterized. The record is from RefSeq and is a predicted model, not a curated record. Gene Ontology annotation, molecular function: metal ion binding. Lineage: Eukaryota; Ciliophora; Oligohymenophorea; Peniculida; Parameciidae. The transcript is spliced from 6 exons.
AUGGAUUAUCAAAUACAAAUUAAGGAACUCUUGAAAAGGCUCCAUUUGUAGUUGAAGUUUGCUGUCACUCUCUAACCUAAAAUUCAAUUGCUGAAUAAUUUGAUUUUACAAACAAAUGAUUUUUUAGAUCUGUUUGCAUAAUCUAAUUCAAUGAAAAUAAUUACACAGUACUUAAAGGAUGCCUUGAAAUCUAUCUAACCUAAUGAAGAAUUGAUAUAUAAAAUUUUGACUUUAAUAUUGAGGAUGAAUUUAAGUGAAGAAAUAGUUCGAGAAUCUGAAAUUGCUAAGCCUUUAUUAAAAAUCAAAGAUAAAAAACUUUUUGAUAACAUUCGAUCUAAUAUGAUUGAACAAUUAUAAUAGUAAUGGUCAAGGUGCUAUAUUAAAUUCAAGCCAUUGCUUGAAGAAUGGAAAAGAAACAAUAAUUAGAAGGAUAAAUAAGAAGAUCGUAAGAAAAAAGGAAAAAGAAAUUAAUCAUCAAGUUCAAGUGAAUCAUCUAAUAAAAAAAAGAAGAACAAGAAGAAAUUUGUUAGAUUUCAAAGGGAUGAACUUCUACUUAAUUUUAAAUAUUUUAAACGAGAUGACGAACCUAAUCAAAGAGGAAUGACCUUGGAAGAAGUUGCAUAAUUCCAGAAACAAUAUGCUGGAGAAUUAAGGAGAUUUAAUCAAAUAAAUGGAGCUUAUAAUAUCAAGCAUCGAGAAUCAUUAAUGGAAGGAUAAGAACAUAAAUUGCAAUAAGAUAAUAUUCAAUAGAUGUUAGAAUAGAUACCAUUUAUUAAACCUGCAAAACUGUUUUUGUAAUCAUAAAUAAACUAUGACACCAACUACAUUGAGACUGCAGUCUAAUAGAAAAGAACGGAAUCUAAAAUGUCUGCAUUCUAUAAUAGAGAUAGUAUUCCAGAUCAACCAGGGUAUAACGAGAUUUCUAAUACUCAAUCAGGCAUGCAACCAAAAUCAAUCCAUUUAGAUCCACCAAAAAGAGAAGAUCUCAUCUAUAUGGUCUCAAUUAUUUGUAGCAGAGGGCUCAAAGAAAUAGAAGAAAAGAACAAAAAUGCUAAUAAGAAAUAAGUUAAGGGAAUUCUUAAAAAGCCUCCUGAUGAAUAAAUGAAACAGAAGGAUGUUCUCAAUCAAGCUAAGUAAGAUUUACAACCGAAAAUGCAAUAAUUGGUUUAAAUGGUUGAGUAGAAGCAUUAACAUAGCCAGGAAACCAUUUUAACUUUAUUACAUGAUAUUAUAUAAAAAUUAAAGGAUAUUGGUGAGGAAAAAUAUAUAAAAAAUUUUAAAUCUAUCCUUGAAGUAAAAUUGAAUGAUAAAUAAACAAUAAUGAGUGAAGUUGACCGUGUAAAAGCUUAACAGGAUUAACAGAGACUUAGACUUGAGUAGCUAUAGACUAUCAAUCCUGUUUAGGCUCUUCGAUUAAGAGCUUACAAAACCAAGCAUUGUCACAAUUUUCAUUCUUCUUUAGGUUGUACAAGAGGAGAUAAUUGUAACUUCAUUCAUGACUCUCGUUAUCCUGGAAGAACAGCCCCAACUCUUUAAUAUCCAAAUUUUCUAAAUAAAACUUUAUAUCCUUAAUCCAGUAUGGCUAUAAUAGUUCCGCCUUUGCUUCAAUAACUUAAUCCUGAAAUUUUGCUUGGUCGACAGAAAAAAUAUGAAAGUCUAUGA